AUGCCAAAAUGUACAAAAGAACUUGUAAACCAAGAGCUUGACGCAUGGGCUUCUUCAGGAGUGACUGGUCAUUUCCGACAUAAAUAUAAUCGACCAUGGGUUUCAAUAGCAGAAACUGUUACAGAAAAAACUGCAGAAUUAGUUGGAGCCAAACCAAUUGAGAUUGCUAUAAUGAGCACACUUACAUCAAAUCUUCAUUUACUUAUGGCAUCAUUUUAUACUCCCACAAAAACACGUUUUAAAAUUAUGAUUGAAGAUAAAACAUUUCCAUCAGAUCAGGUAAACAUGGAAUCUCAGAUAAGAUUUCAUGGAUAUGAUCCAGCCACGGCGUUAAUUAAAGUAUCACCUCCAACUGGUGAAUAUUUUCCAAGCCUUGAUGAAAUUUUAAAAACGAUUGAACAAGAAGGUGAUAGUAUUGCUUUAGUAAUGUUUGGCGGAGUUCAAUAUUACACAGGUCAAUUUUUUAAAAUUAAAAAAAUCACACAAGUUGCCCAAAGAAAGGGAUGUAUAGUGGGAUUUGAUCUUGCACAUGCUGUUGGAAAUGUUGUUCUAAAACUUCAUAAAUGGAAAGUUGAUUUUGCAAGCUGGUCUACAUAUAAAUAUAUGAAUUCAGGUCCAGGUGGAAUUAGUUCCAUUUUCGUUCACGAGAAACAUGCUUAUGAUUUCGAUCGACCUAGAUUUGCAGGAUGGUGGGGUACUGAUCUGACAUCAAGAUUUCAAAUGGAUAAACGUAUGGUUUCAAAUCCUUCAGUCUUGAACGUAGUUUCAUUACUUGGCAGCUUGGAAGUUUUUUCAAAAACGAGUAUGGUGCAACUUCGUACCAAAUCUAUUUUACUCACAGGAUAUCUAGAAUAUCUUUUGGAUAAACAACUUGAUGAAAUUGGAUGCAAAAUAAUUACACCACGUGAUCCUCAUCAGAGAGGUUGUCAAUUAUCACUUAUUUUUGAUUCAGAAAGAGUACGUUCUAUUCAUAAAGAGUUAAUGACUUAUGGAAUAGUGGUUGAUAUAAGAGAACCAAAUUGUCUUAGAGUUGCUCCUGCACCUUUGUAUAAUACUUUUUCUGAAGUCUGGAAAUUUGUAAAAGCUUUAAAAAUGGCUGUUAAUGAUUUAGCAGUUAAGGAUGAUGGUGAAGUUGUUUCUCUUUAA
Messenger RNA from Entrophospora candida, 1146 nucleotides. NCBI's taxonomy places the organism in Eukaryota, Fungi, Glomeromycota, Glomeromycetes, Entrophosporales, Entrophosporaceae. The record is from the annotation of a GenBank genome assembly.